AUGCUAAUAGGAAAAGAAGAAGUUUCUAUUGAAGUAUUAAUGGAAUUAAUUGAAAAGAAAUCAAAGCUUGCGCAUGGACUUGUUAAAACAGAUAUUGAACCAAAAGAUCGACAAAAUUUUUCGUCGUGUAUCAAACUUUCAAGCGAUGAUGUAUUCACUACGCUGGAGGACAUCGAAAAUUCUCAAGCUACACGAAUUUAUUUGCAUCUUUUACGUUGUAUCGUGUUAGCAUAUGUGGAGCAUGAUACAUCAAUCAUUAAUCGGAUCUAUUAUAGUUGGUAUGCAGUAUUUUUGUGUCGUAUAUGGAAAAGUUGGUUGGAUAUAAUUGAUGAAAAAGAUAUUUUAGGAUAUAAUGUUGAAAAUAAAAAGGAUUCAUUUAUCACUAGUCCUGCACAUUUUUCAAUUGAGCUCAAUGCUCAUAGCUUGUUGGCAAUUUGUCUUCUAGUACAUCGACAUCAUAUGCCGAACUCUGCUCUAUUGAUAUCGAAUUACAAUUCGCAACCAUGCGAAGCUACUUUUCGACUUACACGAUCAAUGUUAGGAGCUUUCUCAUCAGUACUAAAUUUUACUACCAAUCAGUUUCUUAAACGAGCUGACAAAAUUUCGAUUUUAACGAAAUUAGAGAAUAAAAGCGAGUCAGAUCAAUCAGACUGCUCAUUGACAUUUCUGAAGCAUCAUAAACGACGAAGAAAAGCUAUUUCAUUGAAUAAUCUGACGUCGUCUAUAGAUAUCAAUCUUCUCACAUAUAAUCAAAUUAAAACAACUAUUCAUCAAGCAUUUGAUGAUGCAUAUAAGACUCUUUCUAAAGUUGAUAUUAAUGCUGCUUUGGAAAAUAAAAAAAUAACUACUAUAAAUAAAGUUAGUUCGUUUAUAAAAAAAAUUUGA
Rotaria socialis is the source of this 885-nucleotide messenger RNA. Lineage: Eukaryota; Metazoa; Rotifera; Eurotatoria; Philodinida; Philodinidae. The record is from the annotation of a GenBank genome assembly.